Pyrenophora tritici-repentis Pt-1C-BFP is the source of this 2737-nucleotide messenger RNA. The record is from RefSeq and is a predicted model, not a curated record. Lineage: Eukaryota; Fungi; Ascomycota; Dothideomycetes; Pleosporales; Pleosporaceae.
AUAUGGUGUAGCAUGAUGCGCUAAAAGAACAAACUCUCCUUGUUCAAUUGUCUUGUUUGAUACUCUCACUUUGUACCAAUUCGCUAUUGGUGGUCGCACUAGGUCCCUGUGCGAAGUCUGACUCGCAACGCGACAAGCGACUAUGGCGAGCAAUGGAGUAGGCGGUGGUGAGCCCACCAAGGUCAGUAUCUUGGGCAAAGACUCGAUUGUCGUCGACUACGGUAUCUGGCAAAACUACAUCGCCCAGGAUCUACUCACCAACAUCCCCUCAUCGACAUACGUCCUCAUCACCGACACAAACAUCGGCCCUCUCUACACACCCACCUUUGAGCGCGCCUUCGCUUCGGUUGCAUCCUCGCUCUCCUCAUGCCCGCGACUCCUCACGUACCAGAUAUCGCCAGGCGAGACAUCCAAAUCACGACACACCAAAGCCGCCGUCGAGGACUGGCUGCUGUCGCAAGGAUGCGUGCGCGACACCGUCAUAAUCGCUCUGGGCGGGGGUGUAAUCGGGGACAUGAUAGGCUAUGUCGCGGCAACUUAUAUGCGCGGCAUCAAGUUUGUCAACGUGCCCACAACGCUCCUGGCCAUGGUGGAUUCGAGCAUAGGCGGCAAGACGGCCAUUGACGUGCCUGCGGGCAAGAAUCUGGUUGGCGCCUUCUGGCAGCCCGAGAGGAUAUACAUUGAUUUGCAAUUCCUGGAAUCGCUACCCAAGAGGGAGGUCAUAAAUGGCAUGGCCGAGGUGGUUAAGACGGCUGCCAUCUGGAAUGAGGAGGAAUUCACGACGCUAGAGGGCAAUGCGGACAUGAUCUUGGCUGCCGUUGACCAAAAGCCCGUCGAUGGACGCAGGAACUUUGACAGCAUAGCGAGCAUCCUGAAGCGGAUAGUAUUGGGCUCGGUACGCGUCAAGGCUGAAGUUGUCUCAGCAGAUGAGCGCGAAGGCGGACUGCGCAACCUGCUGAAUUUCGGACACUCGAUCGGUCAUGCAUACGAAGCCAUUCUCACCCCGCAAAUCCUCCACGGGGAAUGCGUCGCCAUUGGAAUGGUCAAGGAGGCGGAGCUGGCGCGACAUUUGGGUGUACUGGACCCCUCUGCAGUCGCGCGCCUAACAAAGUGCAUUGCGAGCUACGGACUACCUACCUCCUUAGCCGACAAGACUGUGCGGAAACGGUCCGCGAACAAGCACUGUCCCGUGGACGAGCUUAUCAAAAUCAUGGCCGUGGACAAGAAGAAUGCCGGCAAGACCAAGAAGAUUGUACUUCUUUCUGGCAUUGGCAGGACAUAUGAAAAGAAGGCUAGCUCGGUCGAGGAUCGCAUCAUCAGGAUUGCGCUGUCACCCAGUAUAUCCGUACACCCCGGUGUUCCAACUGAUUUGGAUGUGACAUGCACGCCUCCAGGAUCCAAGAGUAUCUCAAACCGAGUACUCGUGCUCGCCGCACUUGGAACGGGCUCAUGUCGUAUUACCAAUCUGUUGCACUCAGACGAUACACAGGUCAUGUUGGAUGCGCUUGCCAAAAUGCAAGGCGCCAGCUUCGCAUGGGAGAACGAUGGCAAGGAGCUCGUAGUUACAGGCAAUGGCGGUAAUCUCAAGGCAUCCAGCAACGAGCUAUACCUUGGAAACGCGGGCACAGCUGCACGCUUCCUGACCUCCGUAACCGCACUUUGCCAGCCCGUAGAGGAUACGACUUCCACAAUCGUGACCGGCAAUGCUCGCAUGAAAGAGCGACCGAUAGGCCCACUUGUCAAGUCACUUCGCACUAUGGGUGUCGAGAUAGACUACCAAGAGAAGGAGGGUAGUCUUCCCCUGCGAAUCUCAGCUUGUGGCGGAUUCGGCUCAGACUCUUUCACCGGCGACAUUGAGCUCACCGCGAACGUCUCUUCGCAAUAUGUAUCUUCCAUCCUACUGAGCGCACCGUACUCGAAAAAGCCAGUCACGCUACGUUUGGUAGGUGGCAAGGUCAUCUCGCAGCCAUACAUUGACAUGACCAUUGCCAUGAUGGCUGCUUUCGGCGUGCAGGUCGAGAGGUCUGAAAGCGAUCUCAAUACCUACCACAUCCCCAAUAAGCCAUACACCAAUCCUUCAGAGUAUGAGGUUGAGAGUGAUGCUAGCUCAGCUACAUACCCUUUGGCUAUCGCAGCCAUUACCGGUACUACAUGCACGGUGCCAAACAUUGGUUCCGGAUCUCUCCAGGGUGAUGCUCGCUUUGCUGUGGAGGUGCUCAAGCCCAUGGGCUGCAAGGUAGAGCAAUCCAAGACGUCAACCACCGUCACUGGUCCACCACGUGGCGAACUCAAAGCUGUCAAGGAGAUUGACAUGGAACCCAUGACUGAUGCCUUCCUAACUGCAUCUGUCUUGGCUGCGGUGGCAUCUUCAAACGGCUCUACUUCUACAACUCGAAUUUACGGCAUCGCAAAUCAGCGCGUAAAAGAGUGCAACCGCAUACAGGCCAUGGAAGAUGAGCUCGCAAAGUUCGGUAUAACUUGCCGGCAGUUUGAUGACGGCAUUGAAGUCGAUGGCAGAGGCUACCAGCUUGAUGCUCCCAAAGUUGGCAUCCACUGUUACGAUGACCAUCGCGUAGCCAUGAGCUUUGCUGUCCUCGCACUUGUUGCCCCCGAACCAGUGCUCAUCCUCGAGAAGGAGUGCACAGGUCCAUUUUUAUCAUCGGAAUGCGGGGUGCUGGCAAGACAACUGCUGGUGGCUGGGCAGCACGCGCUCUCGGACGUCCCUUUAUCGACCUAG